Messenger RNA from Austrofundulus limnaeus, 2275 nucleotides. RefSeq names its product cyclin D3 (gene ccnd3). Lineage: Eukaryota; Metazoa; Chordata; Actinopteri; Cyprinodontiformes; Rivulidae. The record is from RefSeq and is a predicted model, not a curated record. The coding region runs from base 96 to 1040 and encodes 314 amino acids. The transcript is spliced from 5 exons.
CCAGCUAAUGUUAGCCGAGAAGGCUAACGUAACUAGCUAACGUAGAGUUUGUUGAUGAUUCUGCCUUUAACUUUGGAGAACGGGUUUAGGUGAGUAUGGGCAGCUUUGUAGCAGACCCGGAGAAAAAAGCUGCGGGCUUAUCUGAGCCGGGUGUGGUCCUCCGUUCGGUGCAUGACCCCACCGUGACCGGCGACCCCCGUGUGCUGCGGAACCUGAGGGCCCUGGAGGAGAGCAGCCGGGUGUCCCCCUCCUCCUUCAGCACAGUGCAGACAGACAUCCAGCCCUACAUGAGGAGAAUAGUCGCAGUGUGGAUGUUUGAGGUGUGUGAGGAGCAGCUAUGCGAGGAGGAGGUGUUCCCGCAGGCGGUGCACUACCUGGAUGGUUACCUGAGCCGUUUCUCCAUAAAGAAGACCCACCUGCAGCUUUUAGGUGCAGUUUGUUUGUUCCUGGCCUCCAAAAUGAGAGAGACUGUCCCCCUGACGGCCAGCAAGCUUUCCAUCUACACAGACAACUCUGUUUCUGUUCCAGACAUCCUGCAGUGGGAGGUGACAGUGGUGUCCAGGUUAGAUUGGUGUCUGGCCUCCGUUGUACCCUCUGACUUCCUGGAGCCCAUUCUUCAUGUUCUCCCUUUCGUUCGGGCCCCCCACCCUCAGAGCAUCCGGCGUCAUGUUCACUCCUAUGCGGCUCUGGCAGCCACGGACUGCAGGUUUUUGGACUUCCUGCCAUCUACUCUGACGUGUGCCUGUGUGAGCGCCGCCCUGCAGAGGCUGAAGGUGAUGGACAGAGGCGUCUCCUCAGAUUCAGUCAUGAAGGUUUUAGCCAAACUUUUGGCUGCCGACCUGAGCUCCAUCCUCCGCUGCUACGAGCUGCUGGYGAAUGUUCUGGAGCUCAACCUGACCUCCCAGGACGGCGCUGGGAGGUCAGACGCGRGCGGUUCAGGGAUCAGCUACGCUCCCACCCACAUCCAGGAUGUCGCGUUGACACGGCUUACAGGAAGUCCAGCUGAAGCACUCCUCCCUGCCGAGAAAGAACUCCAAUGAAUCAGACGUUUGUCAGCGAGAGACUAAAUAAAAACCUGAAAUUAGACACCGGUUCUUAGUGGUUUCCUUAAAUGAGUUUAGUCUGUUGACGCUGUUUAAAAAAAUGUUUUGCUGCUGCCAAUUUYCCUUUUCUAAUUGCCAAAGCAGCUUUGAAAUGUUCGUCUUUAGACUUGAUCAUCUACUUUUGUGAUACUGAAUUGCACUUAAGUUCUCUGUGAGCACAUUUUACUUCACUGUUUUUAUUUAUAGAUGGUAUUAAAUCAUUUCAUCAGAAGUUUCUACGUUUUUGGAUCAAACCAACACAAAUCUAUCCUGUUAAACAAGUUUAAAUGUGUGUGUGUGUGUGGGUCAUUUCUAACAUCAGCCAACACUUGAGUUCUUUGAUGUUUUCCUUUUUAUUGAUUUUCUUAUCCCAGGACAGAAGAGCAAACAAACACAUGAUAAACCAGUAACUUUGGCAAACAAGACAUGCAUAAAACUCCAAUAGCUUUACCUUUAGUGAGGUGAAAGAUAAAAAAAUUAAUGUCCAAAUGUUCAUUAAUUAAUUAAUUGCUGUGGAUUUUUUUUUGGAUGCAACAUUAUUAUAUUUGUAUUGUUUUAAUUGAUGUUCGAAUGAAAUAAAGUAUUAAAAAAUAUAUUAAAUGCGAUUUCCCAGAGAUCUGUUCACGAGUCAAACUUAAACAAAUGAUCAGUAAAGAGACAACGAGUUUCAUGCAUUCUGUCAUUUUCCAGUUUUACUAUAUUUUUAGGUUGAAUUUAAAUAUUUUGCACAUGUGCAGGCACUCAGUUCCAGAUGAGCCCCAGCAUGUCAAAACCUAACAGCAGUUAAUAAAAACAGUUAAUAACUUUGAGUUUUUAUAUCAGUAGUAUUGCAUGUGCAACAUUUAACUAAACCAGCUUCGAUGAUUUGUUACCAAAGUUUAACCUGCUCUGUAAGGCACAUUUAAAGACCAGAACAGUUCUGUUACAUUUGUUCCAUAAAAAUUCAAACCAAAAAAAAAUAUUAAUAAACUCAAAUGGCACCAAUGUUAAAAACUGCCUGAUAGCCAUAAAAAUGGUGUUUAAGAGCUUGUGAUUUUUAAAUUUUAGUAAUAAAGCCAAGUCACCAGUUAAACAAGUUUUUCUAAAUCCAGCUUUGUAGAAAACCUGAUGAUUGACCUUUAAAACGGAUUUCAAAUAUUCGUAAGAAAACAGAUUAGCUGACACUCUUCCCAUUUGCUGUUCAAAAAAACAAA